GGCGCCCGGGCCGCCGCUGGCCCGCGUCCCCGCUCGGAAUGAAGGUGUUCCGCAGGAAGGCGCUGGUACUGUGCGCGGGCUAUGCGCUGCUCCUGGUGCUCACCAUGCUCAAUCUACUGGACUACAAGUGGCACAAGGAACCGCUGCAGCAGUGCAGCCCGGACGGCCCGCUGGGUGCCGCGGUGGGGGCAGCUGGGGGCAGUUGGGGGCGCCCUGGCCCUCCCCCGGCUGCUCCACCCCGCGCACACAGUCGCUUGGACCCCCGGACCCCGUACCGCCCUCCUGCCGCCGCCGUCGGAGCGGCUAAAGCGGCAGCAGCGGCGGGGUUGUCAGGGGCCGCAGCCCCUCCGAGCAAUGGCACUAGAGGCACUGCGGGCAGCGGGGACAAGCGUCAGUUGGUGUACGUGUUCACCACGUGGCGCUCGGGCUCGUCCUUCUUUGGUGAGCUCUUCAACCAGAACCCCGAGGUAUUCUUCCUCUACGAACCAGUGUGGCAUGUAUGGCAAAAACUGUACCCAGGGGACGCCGUUUCCCUGCAAGGUGCAGCGCGGGACAUGCUGAGCGCUCUCUAUCGCUGUGACCUGUCUGUCUUCCAGUUGUACAGCCCCGCGGGCAGCGGGGGGCGCAACCUCACCACGCUGGGCAUUUUUGGCGCGGCCACGAACAAGGUGGUAUGCUCCUCACCUCUCUGCCCUGCUUACCGCAAGGAAGUCGUGGGGCUGGUGGAUGACCGCGUGUGCAAGAAGUGCCCGCCCCAGCGCCUAGCGCGCUUCGAGGAGGAGUGCCGCAAGUACCGCACGCUGGUCAUCAAGGGCGUGCGGGUCUUCGACGUGGCGGUGUUGGCACCGCUGCUACGAGACCCAACCCUGGACCUCAAGGUCAUUCACUUGGUGCGCGACCCCCGUGCUGUGGCCAGCUCUCGCAUCCGCUCGCGCCACGGUCUCAUCCGUGAGAGCCUGCAAGUGGUGCGCAGUCGGGACCCUCGGGCCCACCGCAUGCCCUUCUUGGAGGCCGCUGGUCACAAACUGGGCGCCAAGAAGGAGGGCGUGGGUGGCCCUGCAGACUAUCAUGCGCUGGGAGCCAUGGAGGUCAUCUGUAAUAGCAUGGCCAAGACCCUGCAGACGGCCCUGCAGCCCCCGGACUGGCUGCAGGGCCACUACCUAGUGGUGCGGUACGAGGACCUGGUGGGAGACCCCGUGAAGACCCUACGGAGGGUAUACGACUUUGUGGGACUGCUGGUGAGCCCUGAAAUGGAGCAGUUUGCCCUCAACAUGACCAGCGGCUCGGGCUCCUCAUCUAAACCUUUCGUGGUGUCAGCUCGUAAUGCCACGCAAGCCGCCAACGCCUGGCGGACCGCCCUCACCUUCCAGCAGAUCAAACAGGUGGAGGAAUUUUGCUACCAGCCCAUGGCUGUGCUGGGCUAUGAGCGGGUCAGUAGCCCAGAGGAGGUCAAAGACCUCAGCAAGACCCUGCUCCGGAAACCCCGGCUCUGAAGGGGUGGUGGGAGGGUCCCUGGAAACCUGACUCCCUGGGGAGACACCCAGAGGAAGAUUGUGGUGUGUUUGAACAAAAACAGCCCAGACCCAAACUGAGGAAGCCCACAUAUUCUAUUAUAGAUCUAUAAUAUAAAUAACCACGCAGGCACUUGCUGUCAGUGUUUUGAGUCAUUGAAUUUCAAGGAAGAGCCACAACACACAUCUCAAAAAAGGCAACACUUGAAAGUUCUGAGAGUUGCCCUUUCCCUGCUCUCCUACCCCUGUUUACUCUUCUUCCCACCUUUUACCUUUUCCCCUACUAGCCUUCCAUGUUGAAACGGGAUGUUGAGCAAAUCAAGAUCCAGUAAGGGCAAAUCUUGUUUACAAAAUUUUUGUGGUAAUCUGUGAACAUGUAAAGGAGUAAUUUGGAUGUGGGGGAUGGGGUGGAGGAGGGAAAGUCCAGCUGCGAAAAGCCCCUUUGGGCUGAUAAAGCCUGGAGGCAGCCUUCUAGAGUAGACUUGUGUAAAGAGCAAAGGCUAUAUGUGAGUAACAGUAAAGAAGAUAAUAAAUAAUAUUCUCUUU
Messenger RNA from Condylura cristata (star-nosed mole), 2057 nucleotides. It is a transcript of the gene CHST2, whose product is annotated as carbohydrate (N-acetylglucosamine-6-O) sulfotransferase 2. Gene Ontology annotation, biological process: sulfur compound metabolic process; carbohydrate metabolic process; N-acetylglucosamine metabolic process. Gene Ontology annotation, cellular component: Golgi membrane. NCBI's taxonomy places the organism in Eukaryota, Metazoa, Chordata, Mammalia, Eulipotyphla, Talpidae. The record is from RefSeq and is a predicted model, not a curated record. The transcript has a single exon. Gene Ontology annotation, molecular function: N-acetylglucosamine 6-O-sulfotransferase activity. Bases 39 to 1493 code for a protein of 484 amino acids.